UAAGCCAAAGUUUCCCCGUUCAACCGGCCUCACUUCCCCUUGUUAUUUCUGUACACCAUUAAUCUUUGUUCAAACUGGGAUCAUUUGACAAUGACAACUUCAUCUUCUUCCCCACCAUAAUCUCACCCAACUUUAUAUCUUCUCACAAUUCUUUAUCACUACCUAAACAUACCAAGUCAACUCUUUAGCCAUGGUUUCUAAUCCCAUUCCCCUCCCCAAACUCACACUACUGCAAGAACAAGAAGAUGAAUCAAACUCAACCUCAAACUCGCCUAAACAAACCACAUCUCUCCUCUCUUUCUCCACCACUUCCCCUCAUAACCCACCUUCAAAACCCACAAUUCUCCUCAUCUCUCUCCUCUUCCUCACCACAGCUGCGGCUGCGUUCGCUUUCGCAUUCCUUUUCUUCUCUUCUUCCUCCUCCAAAUCACACCCUCGUCUCCACUCAAACACCCAAUUCUCAAGGCCACUCACUAAGCUCAGACACCCAGUAGUUCUGUUGAUUUCAUCGGACGGAUUUCGAUUCGGGUACCAAUACAAAACCCCAGCUCCGAAUAUCAACCGUUUGAUCCAAGAUGGGACCCAAGCGAAGCUAGGCUUGAUCCCUGUUUUCCCCACACUCACAUUCCCCAAUCACUACUCAAUUGUCACUGGCUUGUAUCCGGCGUAUCACGGCAUUGUGAAUAAUUUUUUUCGAGAUUUUAGCACCGGGGAGAGUUUUAGUAUGGCGAGUCAUGAGCCCAAGUGGUGGCUGGGGGAGCCGGUGUGGGAGACGGUGGUUAAGCAUGGCCUUAAAGCGGCUACUUAUUUUUGGCCUGGAUCUGAGGUGGUCAAAGGCGCUUGGACUUGCCCUUUGAGUUUGUGUGCGCAUUAUAAUGGGUCGGUGCCUUUUGAGGACCGGGUCGAUAAGGUUCUGAGGUAUUUUGAUGAGCCUAGUGAGGAUGUUCCUGUUUUUAUGACAUUGUAUUUUGAGGAACCUGAUCAUCAAGGUCAUAAGGUUGGACCUGAUGAUCCGCAGAUCACGGAGGCUGUUGCGAGGAUUGAUAGUUUGAUAGGGAGGUUGAUUGAUGGUUUGGAGAGAAAAGGGGUUUUUGAAGAUGUGAAUAUAAUUAUGGUAGGUGAUCAUGGUAUGGUUGGAACUUGCGAUAGCAAGUUAAUUUUUUUGGAUGAUUUGGCUCCCUGGAUUGAUAUCCCCAAGGAUUGGGUUCAGGAUUAUAGUCCUUUGCUUGCAAUUCGCCCAUCGCAUGGUUACUCUGCAGCUGAUGUUGUUAAGAAAAUGAAUGACGGAUUGGGAUCGGGAAAGGUCAAUAAUGGGAAGUAUUUGAAAGUCUACCUCAAGGAGGAGUUGCCAAGUCGACUGCAUUACCAUGCUAGUGAUCGUAUUCCACCAAUAAUCGGGCUGGUUGAGGAGGGAUAUAAGGUUGAACAGAAGGUAUCAAGGAGAAAAGAAUGUGGAGGAGCUCAUGGAUAUGAUAAUGCAUUUUUCUCUAUGAGGACCAUAUUUAUCGGUCAUGGUCCUAGAUUUGCCAAGGGAGUUGAAGUGCCUUCAUUUGAAAAUAUUCAGAUAUACAACUUGAUAACAUCAAUUCUGAAUAUCUCUGGAGCUCCUAAUAAUGGAACAUUAUCUUUCCCUAAAACUGUUCUUUUACCUCAUCUUUAAAACUCUUGUGGUUAUACAUUUAUACUAUGUUACAGAUACUUUUAACUAUGAGCUAGAGUAUGUACAAAGUCGCAUGCUCUCUCGUAAAGAAUGUUUUCUUGAAAUCUCUGAAGUUUGGUGUCACACGCAAAAGGCUUGUAACUGUAAGGGCAUUGAAAUCUGUCAUGUUGGAUUUCACUAGGUAAGAGCUUGUAUUGUAAAGUCUGGAAGCCAUCAUAUCAAUUGUCUUGAUUAUGCUUUGUUGGUUUCCGGCUUAUAUAUACUUUUUUUGUGAUGAAUUGCAUACAAAUAUUAUAUGAAGUGGAUUCAAAAUCUGAUAAUUGUAUA
Molecule: messenger RNA, 1987 nt
Organism: Daucus carota subsp. sativus
Lineage: Eukaryota; Viridiplantae; Streptophyta; Magnoliopsida; Apiales; Apiaceae
Exons: 1
Coding region: 191-1660 (489 amino acids)
Cellular component (GO): vacuole
Source: RefSeq, a predicted model, not a curated record